This is a messenger RNA of Hyalella azteca, 1919 nucleotides long. Its product is annotated as androgen-induced gene 1 protein. The record is from RefSeq and is a predicted model, not a curated record. The coding region runs from base 52 to 759 and encodes 235 amino acids. Gene Ontology annotation, cellular component: endomembrane system; membrane. NCBI's taxonomy places the organism in Eukaryota, Metazoa, Arthropoda, Malacostraca, Amphipoda, Hyalellidae. The transcript is spliced from 5 exons.
ACGUACAGGUGACCAACAUUCCUCUUAGCAGUGAAACUUAUAUUGAUCGCAAUGAGUCUUCUAACAAAUUUCCAUUUUAUUAUGGCUGUAGUUUAUGGAUACAGUUCAUAUUUUUAUGUAUAUGGAGUUGUUCAACCUGCAGAAAUAACUGCUGCCCAAAAAUCUACGUACGGUGCAAUAAAGUAUUUGACUUACUGGGAUUUGUUGGUGCAGUGUGCCUUCUUCACCUUGUGUUUCCUGAGCAAUGUCUUCUCAUCAGCUCAACAGAACAAGCGCAAGACUGCACCUGAAAAGAUCCUGGACUUCCUCUUCUCAUCAAUAGUCUUCCCUUUGGCUCUGUUUACAGACACAACCUUCUGGGGAUUGUAUUUCACCGACAGAGAACUCGUCUUCCCCAAAGUUUAUGAUGACUUCUACCCUUCAUGGCUGAAUCACGUUGUGCAUUCCCUGCCUCUGGCAGCAGCAUUGCUGGAGAUGCUCUGUGUUCAGAGAUCAUUUCCUUCUUAUAAGAAAGGCUUUUUGUGCAACAGUCUCUUCCUUGCGAUCUAUCUUUCAUGGGUGCUAUUCAUUGCACACACGACGGGCGACUGGGUCUACCCCGUACUAGCCAAGCUACCCACCCCCCAACGAAGCUUGUUCAUCUUUGGCUUGUUUGUACUCAUGUGGUUGUGUUACUCAGUAUGCCGCAUCCUCUACUCGUUCAAAUGGAGGCAACCCGCGCGUUCUGAGAAGAAAGUCCACCAGAAGAAGAAUAAAUGAAGGCUUUGCUCUUAGCUUGAAAUCCAUGCACCAGCAGCUGACGGCCGAAGGGCUCCUCUGAUGUUCCAAAUAAUACUCUAUAUCAACCAGUGUUAUUGAUCUAUGUAAAAUUUCUGUCCUGUUGCUUGCCACUAGAUUCCCAUGACGCCAAUUCUUGAGUUAUUCUGGUAGAAAAUACCCUAUAGGCCAUAGCGUAUCAUUCCAUUGUUUAAUUAUUGUCAUGAAAUUAAUGUGUUAUUCGAUAAAUGGCGGAAUAUAUUUUUCAUCUAAAACUUUUAUAGUUUACCAUUUUGACGGUAUUAGGAGAACUGAGCGCCUUCCGUGUCAUAUGACGACCAAUCGGUCUUUGAUUGUUGUGCUCAUUUGCACACCCAUUAGUGUGUGUUUAUGGGUGUAUUAUUUAUGUAAUCCGGUAUGAUGCUAUAAUCUCAUACGACGCAUUAACGUUGGGUUUCUUGUUGUUAAUGAUUUGAUUAUUAAAAUUAUGUUCAUUGUUAAGUUAAGAGCCUUUGUGGUGCCAUUCUAUACCACUGUGAUUUUUCAAAUGUACUUAACAGCGUUAUUCUCUUGUCAUUCUUAGUCUUGCUUGGUAUUGCUUUUACUUUUCAUUUCUUGCAUCAGGAUUUUGCUUACAGUUUCAAUUAAUAUCUAGACAAAUUUCAAGUAGAACGAGUUCACAUUUUUCCAUGUGCCACAAAAUAUCUUUCAGUAAAUGUGUAUGAUGCGCUCACGAUUUCAUACAAGGCAAACUGGCUUUAGAGUAGCGCUCCCCAAUUCGAGAAGCGUCGUGCCCAAUCUCAAUGUUUUUUUCGUGGUCCACCUGGCGGUACAAUUUGACAAAACCAUUUGAAGUUCAUCUGUGCGCCCCAUACAAUUCGGGUAGCACUGUCUUGCUAUUAUCAGCUCAUUCUUAAGUUAUCACUUUACUUCGAUUUUUUAAGGUUCUUCUGUUUUAGUGCAAUGCUCAACUGGCGACUUGAUAUGUUGCUAAGUGUACCUGAUUGCAUUCGUUACUUUUAAUGCACUAGCGUCCUAAGUGUAAGGGUAAUAUUUAUUGUCAGAAUCGUAUCGUGCUUGAAUUGCAGACUUUUAUUGUUGGUGUGGUGAAACGGAAUUUUUUUAAUUAAAUAAAAUUACAUAAAUAUAUUGUUACCUUUGAA